This is a messenger RNA of Hyla sarda, 2337 nucleotides long. It is a transcript of the gene SLC2A4RG, whose product is annotated as SLC2A4 regulator. The transcript is spliced from 9 exons. Bases 115 to 1353 code for a protein of 412 amino acids. The record is from RefSeq and is a predicted model, not a curated record. Gene Ontology annotation, cellular component: nucleus. Gene Ontology annotation, molecular function: RNA polymerase II cis-regulatory region sequence-specific DNA binding; DNA-binding transcription factor activity. Gene Ontology annotation, biological process: regulation of transcription by RNA polymerase II. Lineage: Eukaryota; Metazoa; Chordata; Amphibia; Anura; Hylidae.
AGGCUGAGGAGGGCGUGUCUAGAGUGGAAGGCGGCAGUGUGGGCGUGGUCCCGGUGCGCGCUCUCUGUUGGUCGGUUUUCUCCCCUACUCCUCCCACCCCUUCGCCUCGGGAAGAUGGCUGCGUUGAGCACCGGGGCCCUUGACAGAGCGGCCGGGAGCGCCGGGGUUUCGCUCCGCCUUCACCAAGCAUCACACCCUUCUGCCCGUAUCGAUGAAACGUCACCACAGAACCUGGGAGCCGGUGCGGAGAGAGCUGAGGUCUCUAUGUUGUACAGCGACACCAGAACAUCAUUUCACUUUGGCAAGAUGCUGGACACACAUCCGGGGCAGUUCCAGGACAAUUUCAAUAGAGCCCUGCAGCACCCUAGAGCAUCAGAGUCCCAGCCUGUGCAAAGACGAACCCAAUCAGCGCUGUGCAGUGUUUUUCCUGUCCCCAGGCUCGAUGAAGCGAUAGCAGCAGCCGCUCUCACUAGCUUGUCGUCAGGGCCCAUGGUGCUGGGCACAGGAACAGGAUUUCAUGGUGCAUCGUACCCUGAAAAUGUCGUCAUUUCAUCCAGCUCGAGCAGUUCAAACAGCUGUGAACUCUACACAUCCAUCCCCUCCACGCCGUCUCCUCCGCUGCAGCCUGCGCCAUCCUUUGUGUAUGCUGAUGCUGGCCUUGAGGACUCUGACACCACUCACUUCCUUUUUGGUGAACCUGGUCCCCGGAAGAGAAAGAACUCGGGAAGACUCAUGUUUUGCUGUCUUUGGAAGAACUGUGGAAAAGUCCUCAGCACGUCUGCUGCAAUACAGAAGCAUAUACGUACAGCACAUUUGGGACCCUGUUCAGGACCAGGGCACAAUGACGGAGAAGAAGACUUUUACUACACAGAGGUGGACGUAAAUGUGGACACGUUGACAGACGGAUUGUCCAGCCUGACGCCCACCUCACCUACCACCACUGGGCCCCCUCCCUUCCCUUGUGCGGUGUCUCUAGGAGCAGGCAAUAACACAGAGCUGCCUCUGGUGUCCCCCCUCAGUCUGUCAGCCCCCAGCACCCUCUGCCAUGUGCAUACAGAUCACGCCUAUCAGGCACCUUCUCCUAUCAGCAUGUCCGUCACAUCUAAGGUCAGCUUCUCCUGGCAGUCUCCUCCUCCACUGCUCAUUAAAGCUGCCCCAGUUUGCCCCACAUUGAACAUCAGCGAGAAAAGGCCGCAGAUCCUGACAUCUCCUCCGAAUUCCAAGCAGGUGCCCGGGACUCGGAAGCCACGCGGGGAAGCCAAGAAAUGCCGAAAGGUGUACGGGAUGGAACGGAAAGACAUGUGGUGCACCGCCUGCCGCUGGAAGAAGGCUUGUCAGAGGUUCAUAGACUGAGGGCUGUAGCAGCUUAACCUCAACCACCCCUAGGGGGCGCAACUGAGCUUUUAUUUUAUUUUUUUCCCUCCCCAUCUCUAAAAAAAAACUAAGUUUUAUUCCCAGCCUUUUGUGAAAGAGCCUGACGAUUCAGGAGUGUUGUUAUACACCCCAAUAUUUUUAUACAUGGAUUGCAUUUCUUUUGUAUGGUCUGGAGUGGCCCCCUUGUGGGCUGGGCCCCGCCUAGAAUGGCCAUGAGGUUCUUCUCAGGUAACGCUCUGCCAAUCUCUGAGAUUCCUUUUGGUGGACUGAUCAGCGAGGGCGAGAAGACGAAAUUUAUUUUUGAUAUCAUGAAUCGAGAGGAGCCCGUUUUUAUUUUGGCGGGCGGGCUUUGUGAAGGGGAGGGGGGGGCGGGAUGUUUUUAAAAUUUUCUUCUUUUUUCCCCCCUAUUUUUGUAGGGUGGUCUUAAAUUCUUGCUGCACUAUGUUUUGCACUUUUUGGAGGCUAUGUGGACAUGGGGGAGGGGGAUAGGUAAAUUUAUUUAGUGAUUCAUGACUCUUAAACCUGGAGGUAGGAGAGAAAUACUGGUAAUAGGCAGAGUGGACUGAUGGGCCUGUGAGCUAGUCCCUGGGGAUCUAGCUUUGCCUACAUAAUGUCUGCACCGCUUAUUCGUUUUUAAGCCCCACACCUAAAAUGAACUUGUUGUGCAAGUAAACACAAUCCAUUUAUGAGAUGUAAUCUCCAUUUCCACCAGUUGCUUACAUCCCCUUAUAACACACUUCCCCAAUUUGUGGUUCUCCAGCUGUUGCAAAUAAACAGCUCUCAGCAUAUCCUAACAACCUGCUGCUGUUGGGGCAUGCUGGGAGUUGUAGUUUUGCAGCAGCUGGGGAGCCACAGGUUGGGGAUCACUGCCCUAUAAUGAAAUCUGAAUAGUUACUGCAAUCAUCGUGCACACUGGAUUAUAGGAGUUAGAAAUAAGGAUCUAGGACAGCGUUUCCCAACCAG